This is a messenger RNA of Anopheles stephensi (Asian malaria mosquito), 1098 nucleotides long. Its product is annotated as N-alpha-acetyltransferase 80-like. The coding region runs from base 322 to 837 and encodes 171 amino acids. The record is from RefSeq and is a predicted model, not a curated record. Gene Ontology annotation, biological process: protein acetylation. Gene Ontology annotation, cellular component: cytoplasm. The transcript has 3 exons. Gene Ontology annotation, molecular function: N-acetyltransferase activity; acetyl-CoA binding. NCBI's taxonomy places the organism in Eukaryota, Metazoa, Arthropoda, Insecta, Diptera, Culicidae.
GUUUUGUUAUGAAUGUUUUUGUGUGUGUUUUUCUUUUUCCAAUCUCAGUAGCCGCAGUCUUGACCCGUCGGUACCGCAUCGGAUGUAGUGAAUUAGUUCCGCGUAGCGAAAACACAAACCUGCUGUGCCCUGUGCAUUCAUGGAAAGUGUAUUGCCGCGGGCCCCGGGGCACGCGGGAAGUUGCGUACAAUUAUUUUUAGAAACCAUAUGAAUCUGUGAUGUAGCGGCCGUUCGGCAUACCUUGUGGAUACCCUUCUUCCUUUCCUAGAAAACGUGUAUUUUUCCCAGCGACUGAACUGCUACUGUACGGUUUAGCCAAGCAUGACGCUACCACCUCAACAACCCGUACCUACCGAACCGUACCGAGUGGUUCCAAUCCAUAAGCACCGGGAGCUGAUGGAUCAAUGCAUUGCGCUGAUUAACGCCGAAUGGCCCCGUUCGUACUCGGCCCGGCUCUGGAGUUUGGAGUCGUCGAAGGAAACGCUACCGACCAGUUUUGUACUGACGACGGGCAUGAAAGAUGAAACCAUCGUACUGGCACACGCGAAACUAUCUCCCAUCCCGGCGGAUCGGGAUGCCGUGUUUGUGGAAAGCGUAGUUGUAGCGCGCGAACGUCGCGGCCAAGGCAUCGGACGGCUCCUGAUGCAGGAGGUGGAGCGGCAUUGUUUCGACAAAUUGCACCUGAAGAAAAUUUACCUUUCCACCAUCGACCAGCAAGCAUUUUACGCCAAGCUCGGGUACAAGCUAUGCAGUGCAAUUAACAUAUUCGGGUCCCGUCCCACGCUCAACAAGAGCACCAAGAAAAUUUGGAUGUUCAAGAGCGCGGACGGUUGUUAGGCGGGGGUCAAACGGAACAACGGGUAUUCGGAACCAUAUGUAUUUAGUGUCUUCUUCGUCCGGUUGAUUAUUGUUAGCUUGCGGAAGGUUUGUUGUGUAUCGUUACAGCUCCAUAGGUCAUAAAAAGCGCAAAUGUUAUUUAUUGUAGAUAAGCUAAAGUAAUAGAAAUGCGAAUUUUAUGAAUAAAUGUAGCACAUGCACCCACACACGCACUCCUCGUGGCUGGCGGUUGGGCGUGUAGAAUUUUGGCGCUGAACAAAA